This is a messenger RNA of Eucalyptus grandis, 1493 nucleotides long. Its product is annotated as quinone oxidoreductase. Gene Ontology annotation, biological process: cellular response to oxidative stress. The transcript has 6 exons. Bases 56 to 1279 code for a protein of 407 amino acids. The record is from RefSeq and is a predicted model, not a curated record. Gene Ontology annotation, molecular function: quinone reductase (NADPH) activity. Gene Ontology annotation, cellular component: cytosol; cytoplasm. Lineage: Eukaryota; Viridiplantae; Streptophyta; Magnoliopsida; Myrtales; Myrtaceae.
CAAGGUUUGUUCGCGAGGCGUUUGGACUUAAGCGGGACGGGGGCGUCACUAGUGAAUGGGCAUGUCCAGUAGCUUCUUCCCCGGCUUGCGAGUAGGACGCCUCCAGUAUCGUCUCCCGUUGCUUUCAGGGUCGCCUCCAUCUCAUCUGCUUCCACGCCAUUUUCUUCAAUCCACUCUCCUUCUUCUUCCGAUCAACAGCGUCGGCAGGAGCAGAGCCAUCCGCUUUCCAUCGCUCUCCACCUCUCCGUCGGCUCAAAGCAGAUCGUCGGUGAGAGCGGUUGCCACCGCUUCAGCGUCCUCCGAAAUGGUGAAAGCUAUCAGAGUUCAUGAGUUCGGUGGACCCGAGGUCUUAAAGUGGGAGGAUGUGGAAAUAGGUGAACCCAAGGAGGGAGAGAUUCGCGUGAAGAACAAGGCCGUCGGGAUCAACUUCAUCGAUGUAAUUUUCCGUAAAGGGGUAUUCAAGGCACCCACCAUGCCCUUCACACCAGGCAUGGAGGCUGUUGGUGAGGUAGUAGCUGUGGGACCUGGACUAACUGGAAGGAAAGUUGGAGAUAUUGUAGCCUAUGCUGGCGGUGCAAUUGGCUCAUAUGCUGAAGAACAAAUUCUCCCAGCAAGUAAAGUUGUGCCCGUCCCUCCUUCUAUUGAUCCGGUUAUUGCAGCAUCAGUCAUGCUGAAGGGCAUGACAGCUCGAACACUCCUGCGCCGCUGCUUUAAGGUCGAGAAUGGACACAAAAUCCUAGUCCAUGCUGCAGCUGGUGGAGUUGGAUCCCUAUUGUGCCAAUGGGCUAAUGCCCUCGGGGCAACUGUCAUUGGUACUGUCUCAACUAAAGAAAAGGCAGCUCAAGCUAAGGAUGAUGGUUGUCAUCAUGUUAUUAUCUACACGGAAGAGGAUUUUGUUUCUCGUGUUAAGGAGAUUACGUCAGGAAAUGGGGUUGAUGUUGUCUAUGACUCAGUAGGAAAGGACACAUUUCAGGGAUCCUUGGAAUGCUUGAAGAUUAGGGGCUACAUGGUGAGCUUUGGGCAGUCCUCGGGAAACCCAGAUCCAGUCCCAUUGUCGGCUCUUGCGCCAAAGUCCCUCUUUUUGGCAAGGCCCAGCGUCAUGCUUUACACCAGCAGUCGGGACGAGUUGCUGGAAGCUGCUGGAGAGGUAUUUGCCAGUGUGGCCUCGGGUGUUUUAAAGGUUCGCGUGAAUCACAGAUACCCACUGUCCGAAGCGGCGAAGGCACAUGCCGAUCUUGAAAGCCGGAAGACAUCUGGGUCAGUCGUGUUGAUUCCGUAGGGAAGGCAAAGCAGUUAAGUCCUCUGUGUUCAUGUCUAUCGAGGCUACUUGGAGUGCUGAGGCUCGAGACCCUCAUAAAUAAGUUUUCUAUGCCGGGAUGUUUCUCUUCAGAUGAUUAGCAAGGUCUCCUUCCUUCCCUGGAACAGGUGUGAUUAGCGGCUUCUAAACAUUCCUAUAUAAUAAAACAAAAGAUGUGUGUUCUGCUUGCCAGGGA